CGGCGGCCAAGGCAGGCAGUCGUCAGCAGAAAGAGAUUAUUAAUUAAAAACACAGUUUUUCGUUGUGUCUCGUCACUCUGAGAAAAUGGGUGCAAUUGUAUCAAGAUGGCGGAAAAAGCCAUCCACCAUAGAAGUCCUAGAGGACAUAGACAAGGAUAUCAAGUCUAUAGAAAAAUUCAAGCAGCACAAUUUGGAGCUCCAGAAGAAGAUCAUUGGUUCCCUUCUCCUGUACUCCAUACUGUUUUAUAUCUCCGCAGCAGUAGUCUUCUAUUUUUAUUACAUGCCCAAGAAAUUACAGCUCAAAAUCCUAUACUCCUUGCCAUUGUUGUUCUUCCCAGUAUUAAUAUGGUUGAUCAAGAAAAUUCUCCAUUGGUAUUUUGUAAAAAGAAUAGCAAGUAAUGAUUUCAAACUUGAAGAACUAAAAGAAAGGAGAAAGACCAUUCUUGAAGAAGUGAUGGAAAAAGAAACCUACAAAAAGGCCAAAGAGAUUUUAGAGAGGUUUGACCCUGAGCAAUAUAAGAAAAUGGAGGCCAGUCCAAAAUCAACGCCUGCGCCAGCUCAGUCGCCUAACGGCCAAGAACUUCGCCAGAGGCCUGCCAAUGGACAAGCAGCAGUCAGCCCAGGGUUGGCCUCCCCCACCCCCACCCCCACUCCAGGGCAGCCAGUCUCUACACCCCUACCCCCCAGACCAGGGACAGCCAUGGGUAGACCUAUGACUGGGGUCAGGAACGCUGGCUUUGGCCGUCCCCCAGGUCCUCCCAUGCCGCGACAAAUCCUGCCCCGAGAGAGGAGCAACACAGACAAGAUCAUCGAGUACCUGGUGGGGGACGGACCCUCCAACCGCUACGCCCUGAUCUGCUGUGAGUGCAGGUCUCACAAUGGGAUGGCACUCAAGGAGGAGUUUGAAUAUCUGAGUUUUCGGUGCUGUUACUGCUUCACUUUUAAUGAAGCCAGAAAGCAUCGUCCACAAGCUCCUAGACCAACAUAUACUCCCAUGACCUCUAGAGGAAGAACUGAGACUGAAAGAGGCUCUGAAGAUGACGAGGCCGAAGAAGCUGACACAAAAGGUCAAAGUUCACAAGAAUCCAACAGACAACCUAAAAAUGCUAUCGACAAAAAAACAGACUAAUCACAUUGGGCUCAUUAAAUUCUAUUUGUAUUUAAUCAGUUUAUUUUAUGCAUGAUGUAAACUAUUUUCUGCACAGCUGAAAGGCACUGUGAUCUUGGAUUGAAGUGGACAGGACAGGAUUAUUUUCUUACGUAGAAAGGCAUACUAGUAUGUUCAUUGCAACCAUGUAGUACUGUACCAGUAGAUCCUAGGGUUCAGGGCAAAGAAGUUGAUAUUGAAUUAUUUCAUUUCAUUUUUUUUUUCAUUUAGAUUAUUAUUGUUGUUGUUAUCUUUUUUGUUAUCAUUAUUAUUAUUGUAUUUUAUUCAUUUGUUUGUUCAUUGAUUUGUGCAGAGGUACUUUUUAGUUUGGUAUUUUUGUCUAGGAGAAUCAGAUAAGGAGCGCUAGCGCUGCAGCACAAAACUUGACAGGGGAAAUUUAGAGAGUUUAUGGGGAACCUCACUGAAACUAAAGAGAUGUAAGAGAGGUUUAAAAGGAAAUGUCAGAUUUAUAAAAAUAGCAUAAUAUUCCUUGAAUGAGGCAUGAUGAAACAUAUUAAUGUAUCUCCUAAAAAAGAAUUGUUUGGGUUAAGAUUGUUAAUGGGCCAAACAAAAGACACUUCUAAAUGUUUGUUUGUGGCAGGUGACCAUAAAACAUAAUGAACAUGCUGUAAAUUACAGGUUAUGCAAAACCCUUAGACCUUUAUGUGUUACUUAGUAAUUUAAGUUAGAAAAAUGUGUCACAUGAAUAUAAAUGGUAUGAUAUAAUGUGUGUUUAAUGGGAGAUGAUGCUGUUAAAUGAUGCAUUUCUGUCACAAGUAGGGCACUUUAAAAAAGCAGGAAAAAGAAAUGCUGAACAUGAAAAUUAUAAUAGACCCUACUUGAUUGUCUAGUAAUGAGAGCAUCUCCCACUAUGAUAAGAAAUUUAUUUUAAAAUAAUCUGAGUUUGAGUUGUACAAGUGAAAUUCUUUAGGACUUAUUUAUUUUUAUUAUUUGUGUGCAGUUAGAAAAGCUAGUUAGCCUUAGGACUUUGUCCGUAAAUAGUAUAGUUUUACUUGAGAGUUUCUUGGACCAAGUCAUAUUAUGUAUUUAUUUCUAUUAAUUUAUUGAGUCAUGAAUUUGUACACAAAAUAUUGUACUUUUUGAAAAAUGUGGAUUGUCCCAAUGCCAAGUGAGGUUGAAAAAACUUGUUCCUAAGAAAAUGAUAAUUAUUAUAUCUAUCAUUCUAGGUAGUUAGGGGAAGGUGCUUGAUUUGGGUACGUAUAUUGUGGUAAAUUGUAUUCAAAAUGAAGAUCUGUUAAAACCACACAUUUCAGUAUGUCAUUCCUUUUAGUAACUAGCCACCUGGUAAAUUUUGUGAUUUCUCAGCAUGGAGUGAAAAAGGGCUUGUCUUCAGCUCUAAGGAGUGAGAAACUAAAUUAUUAUUAUGACAAGUUUACCUUAUAGGCUAACAAUGAGCACUAGACCUUUUUAUAGCAAAAAAUAAAUAAAAAUAAAAUAAAGAUAAAAUAAAAACAAUGAAAAAUCAAAUAAAAUAAUAAGUAUUUUAAUAACUCUCCUGAAAAUAUCUCAUCAACUGAAAAGUACAUAUAUGUUGUGUUUAAAACUGUUAACAACUAAUGAUCUAUACAUCCAUUAUUUUAAAUUUUGGAUCAGUUCUAAGUAGGAUAUACUACGGAACUACCGUUAAGUUGGUGUAUUGGGAAAGUUGAAGAAAAAUCCAUGGAAUGAGAUUGUGUUAUUGUAUGUCUAUCUAGGUCUUGUGGUCUUUGAAAACUUAUUGUAAGUGCCGAGAGCACAAUUAUACAAACUUUUGCAUGUGUCAAUAAAGAUGGAGGUUUGCAUGUGUACACCAGAAUCUGUUUUUUCAUUAAUUUGAACAGAAAAUGGGUAUCAUUGACACAAAAUGAAUUCACAAAUAAGGCAAAGCUGUCAUAAGUACAGACAAAAGCAGAAAAAAAGGCAAUUAUGGCAGUGCAAAAAAUUAUAUCACAAUGCAAAUAACCACUGUUACUACUGAAUAAUGUACUUUAUUUUUUUAUAGUUUUUUAUUUAGAUGUGAAAAUUGAGUAAUUGUCUUCAAUACAGGGCUUCAGGUCCAAAGAUUUUUGAAAAUAACAACUUGAAAAUGCCAAUGUUUGAAAAAUGUAAAGGCACACCAUUUCUACAGAACAUAAAACAAGCCUACAGUAGGUGACUUUUCAAUGACUUUCCACUUCCUCUUUUUCAUUAAACAGUACUGCACAAGAGGGUACAUGUGUGUGUAUUGUGACAAAAUAUACCCCAAAAUAUGUUUGUCUUCAUUUUUGCAGUCUGUGGGAUAACGGUAUGGAGCUCCAUUAUGUUGCAGAGCAUGUGGAAAAUGCAGCAGUCAGAACAGAGAUUGCAACACACA
This is a messenger RNA of Lingula anatina, 3500 nucleotides long. RefSeq names its product endoplasmic reticulum junction formation protein lunapark. Gene Ontology annotation, cellular component: endoplasmic reticulum tubular network. Gene Ontology annotation, biological process: endoplasmic reticulum tubular network organization. Lineage: Eukaryota; Metazoa; Brachiopoda; Lingulata; Lingulida; Lingulidae. The record is from RefSeq and is a predicted model, not a curated record.